AUGGACGGUCCCUCGACUGCUCCGCUUCCCUUGACACGCGCCUCGGUCCAGCAAGCCCACCGAGCCAUCGCCACGCUCGUCCACCGCACCCCACUUCUCUCGUCCACCUCGCUCUCCCACGACGCCGGCUACACGCUCCUCUUCAAGGCCGAGAACUGCAACAAGAGCGGCAGCUUCAAGAUCCGCGGCGCGACGUACUCGGUCGCGUGCCUCACCGACCACGAGCGACGACGAGGAGUCGUCACCCAGUCCAGCGGAAACCAUGCCGCCGCCCUCGCCCUCGUCGCGCGCGACCUCGACAUCCCCGCCCACAUCGUCUCGCCGCGCACCGCACCCGCCGCCAAGCUCGCCGCCGUGCGCGCCUACGGCGGCAACCUGACGCUGUGCGACCCGUCGAUCGAGUCGCGCGAAGCCGCCCUCGCCGACGUGCAGCGGCGCACGGGCGCGUGCUACGUCCCGCCGUCCGACGCCGUUAACACCAUGCUCGGCCAGGGCACCGUCUUUCUCGAGGUCGAGGAGCAGGCGCGAGAGGGAGGGUGGGGCAAGCUCGGGGCAAUCAUCGCGCCUGUCGGAGGGGCAGGGCUCCUCGGCGGCAUUGCUGUCGCAGCUCGAGGGACGGGCGUGCGGGUCUUUGGCGCAGAACCGGCGGGAGCAGACGAUUGCGUACGAGGUCUCGCAGAAGGGCGGCGCAUCACCGACUUUAAGCCUGAAACCAUCGCCGACGGCCUCUUGACGCCGGUCGGCGAGCACAACUGGCCUGUCGUGCAGCAGGAUGUCGAGAAGGUCAUGACGGUCACCGACGAGGAGAUCCUCGAUGCGCAGCGCCUCCUGUGGCAGCGUCUCAAGACGGUCGUCGAGCCGAGCGGCGCCGUCGCGUUCGCGCUCGCGCGGAGCGCCAAGUUUCGCGAGCUGCGAGUCGAGGGCCCGGUGUGCGUCGUCCUGAGCGGCGGCAACGUCGACCUCGAUGUGCCGCCACCAUGGGUCAAGGCGUAGAAGACGCGAGAGCUGCAACGAGGACGAGCUGUCUUUCUC
Molecule: messenger RNA, 1032 nt
Organism: Rhodotorula graminis WP1
Lineage: Eukaryota; Fungi; Basidiomycota; Microbotryomycetes; Sporidiobolales; Sporidiobolaceae
Exons: 4
Coding region: 1-993 (330 amino acids)
Biological process (GO): L-serine metabolic process; pyruvate biosynthetic process; D-serine biosynthetic process
Molecular function (GO): pyridoxal phosphate binding; serine racemase activity; ATP binding
Source: RefSeq, a predicted model, not a curated record